Messenger RNA from Calidris pugnax (ruff), 874 nucleotides. RefSeq names its product C->U-editing enzyme APOBEC-1-like. NCBI's taxonomy places the organism in Eukaryota, Metazoa, Chordata, Aves, Charadriiformes, Scolopacidae. The record is from RefSeq and is a predicted model, not a curated record. Gene Ontology annotation, cellular component: cytoplasm; nucleus. Gene Ontology annotation, biological process: cytidine to uridine editing. The coding region runs from base 128 to 697 and encodes 189 amino acids. Gene Ontology annotation, molecular function: zinc ion binding; cytidine deaminase activity; RNA binding. The transcript has 4 exons.
UUUUUUUUUUUUCCCCUUUUCCUCCUACAUCACAGGGAGCCAGCCGAGAAGAGAAACCGAAAGGAGGGCACCACCGAGGGAACAAACGGAGCAGUGCCGGAGGGUUUCCCCGGGGAGAGGAGAAGCCAUGUACAAGAAAAAGCUGAGAGGCAUGUAUAUAUCUAAGAAGGCAUUAAAGCAUCAUUUUGACCCCCGUAAGUCUCCACGGGACACAUACCUACUAUGCAAACUGCAGUGGGGUGAGACUGGCAGGCCUUGGAUACACUGGGUCAGAAAGGACCAUUGCCAUGCUGAAGUCUACUUCUUGGAGAAGAUCUUAAAGAUCAAAAGAUCCAAUAAUUACGUCAACUGUUCCAUUACCUGGUACUUGUCUUGGAGCCCUUGUGCAGAGUGCUGCCUUAAAAUACAGAAUUUCUUAGAGAGGCACUCAAAUGUGAACAUAGAUAUAUAUGUAGCACGUCUUUAUUACAUAGAAGAUGAAGAAAACCGUCAAGGUCUGAAGAACCUUGUGAGCUUGGAGGGAGUAACCAUUGCUGUCAUGAAAAUUGAAGACUAUACUCGCUGUUGGAAAACCUUUAUCCAAGGAGGUGAUGAUUAUGAUGAUGAUUCCUGGACUAUGGGCUUUCAAUCAAAGAUAACUGAGAAUCAUCGGAAGCUCGAGGAUGUCUUUGAGGACCUUCCCUUCGUAGAAUCAUAGAAUUAUAAAAUAUCUCAAGUUGGAAGGGACCCAUAAAGAUCACUGAGUCCAACUCCGUGCUCCUCACAGGACGACCUGAAACUAAACUAUAUAACUAAAAGUGUUAUCCAGAUGCUCCUUGAACUCUGACAGGCUUGGUGCUGUGACCACUUCACUGGGGACCCUGUUCAGUGACCG